Messenger RNA from Microbotryum saponariae, 229 nucleotides. NCBI's taxonomy places the organism in Eukaryota, Fungi, Basidiomycota, Microbotryomycetes, Microbotryales, Microbotryaceae. The record is from the annotation of a GenBank genome assembly.
AUGUCCGAUACAGAAAUCUCGUCAAAAUCGGUGAGUGAAUUCGGUUAACAUAAUCAAUACAUCUCUUGCCAUCGGACAGGGUCGAACCGCAAACUUCGGAUGUAUGUGCAAGCGCCUUUUCCGACCAACAUGGCUUGGAGGUUCCCUUUACUGGUGCCGAGUGACUUUUCAUCCAAAGCGCAGGCACCUGCUCAAGUAUCAGAAGCUUGCACCUCGUCAAAAUCGGUGA